AUGCGCUCCCAACGACCUCCUCCUAGAGAGGAGCCAAGCCGUGGGACCAACGCCCAAGUUGAAGGCACAAACUGGCGUCAUGGCGACAUCGAGGACAUGCUCAAGACCGUUGCCUUCUUGCACGGCAAGAAAUGGACCAGCAUGCUGGUAAAGCGGACGUACUUUGGCAACUGGCUGCGUGACUACUCCCAAGCGGUAGACGUUGGCUCACUGAAGGGCGUUAACGCGCCGACAAUCCGCAUUCUGGUCUGGGUACUGUCGUUCAUGAGCUUUGGUUACGCCACUGAAGAGUUCGAGGUAACCGAAGAACGCCUUGGUGUGUAUCGGCCUGAAGAGCACAUAGACAACCCGCUUGGCUAUGCAGACGGCAUGGAUGCUCGCAAAUUUGACCAGAGGCUCAGGGGCCCCGUCGACCCGAUAGAGACGGAAAUCGACAUGCGAACCGGCAUGAAGAACUACAUUGCCAAUGAGUCUGGUAGCUGGGCUACCAGCGCUGGGUACUUACGCUUCUCCUUCGCGAGGAGCAUUCACUUUGGCAGGCUCUACACCAGCGGAGGGAGCGGCCGAAGUGGCAAGGAGGCCGACCUCUGCGAGGCUCUGAGGUGCCUUGGUCAGGCCCUACACUGCAUGGAAGACUUCAGUGCGCACAGCAACUACUGCGAGUUGGCUUUGCGAGAACUGGGGUACCACAGCGUUUUCCCACACUGUGGAACUUCCUCUGAGAUCAAUUUGCGCGGGAAGCGUGUCUAUCCUAUCGUGACGGGCACCUUUGGAGGCGUGGAUUUCCUUCAUUCGGUUCUUGGAGAGGCUACUGAUCACUUCACUCAGUCCGAGGUCGACGAGGUUGACAUUGCGCUGAAAAAUGCCGAGAAGGGUGCAUCUGGAGGCGGUAUCAGCCGUGAUGGUCCGACCGGUGACCGUAGUUUGUUCGGCCUCAGCUUUGGCGGCGGUAGCAGCAACGUUGGAAAGGAUUUCAUUUCGAGUAUCUCGGAGCUGCCCGGCGUAGGGUUCGGCUUCGCUGCCGAGGCUCGCAAGCUCCAACAGGCCUCCGCCGACCAGGAACGGCAGAACCAGAGCACCCGAGCGAAUGUGAAUCAGGUUCCAGGCAUGUCGCCGGACUUCGACCCCGUGCAAACAGCAAAGCGUAUCUACCCAAUUCUGGAGUUCCGAGACAAGAUCGUCAAGUCGCUGUCGAACCUCAUCAGCAAGGUUCCUGGCUUGGAGAAGUUGCUGGAGCACAUCAGUGAGACACUCACGGCGUUCGUGCUUGGCCUGCUCGCUCCGUUUGUGCGACCCAUCAUCAACCAGGUGUCGAAGGCGCUCAAGGACGGGAGCUCAGGGGUUAUCAGUGCGAGCGCCAACAAUCAGUUGGAACCUUGGAAGAAUCCCUCCUGCACUGAUCCCACACACUCGAUGCUGUCCAAGGACCAUUUCACCAAUAUCUUGAACCCCUGCGCAGGCAGAGUUGCAUCCACUAUCUUGCAGUACACAGUGCCCCGCGUACUGUAUGCCUGGGAGAACACUGGUGUGCCUGUCGAUGAGGUCGUCAACGACGUCCUCCGAGCAUUCCAUCACCCAGCUAUCCGUGACGAGCACAUCCAGAUCCAAAAGGACAUGUUUGAGACAGUGAGGCAAUGGGCCAACGAGUACUCUCGAAAUCACAACCUCAACAGCACGUUAGGCUCCGAGUCCGUCAAGAAUGGAAAGAACCAUAUCAUCCGCCCGGAUCAGAAGUCCGGCGGGGGACAUAGCCAUGGCGCGAACGACUGGUCCGCUUGGACUAAUGCCUUCGGCGAAGUCGGCCACGGAAAAGUCGCCGGUUCUCUGUGGUCCCAAGUCCAGACGCGAGACCUUGACGCCAUGGAAGGCCGCGACGGCCGACCACAGGAUCAGUACAUGAGCCAGAGCCCCGCGCCGCAACAGUCAAGCCGGCCGUAUGGAUCUUAUGGGUAUGGCCAAUCCGACCAGCCUCCUACUGGAGGAGCUGCCGACGAGUACCUGCGCCCAUCUCAGCCUCCGCAGAACCAGGGACAAUACUACGGACACACGCCUCCACCUCCAAGCCAGUAUUAUAGCGGAGGACCCCCCGGUCCUGGGCCAUAUGGACAGCAGCCGCCGGGACCUCCUGGCCCAUACGGAUAUCCUGCGCAAUCGCAGUACGGUCAAGGCCCUCCACCGCCUGGACCGCCGGGAGGGUACUGGGGCGGCGGUGCGCCACCGCCGCAACAGGGCGGAUAUCCUGGUGCUGGACACGGCCCUGGUGGACAACAAUACCCGCCAGGGCCCUACGGACAGCCCCCACCUGGCCAGGGCGGAUGGGGUGGCUAUCCGCCACGGUACUGA
This is a messenger RNA of Diaporthe amygdali, 2343 nucleotides long. RefSeq lists its product as uncharacterized. The transcript is spliced from 4 exons. Bases 1 to 2343 code for a protein of 780 amino acids. The record is from RefSeq and is a predicted model, not a curated record. Lineage: Eukaryota; Fungi; Ascomycota; Sordariomycetes; Diaporthales; Diaporthaceae.